Messenger RNA from Hippopotamus amphibius kiboko, 1847 nucleotides. It is a transcript of the gene TFDP2, whose product is annotated as transcription factor Dp-2. Gene Ontology annotation, cellular component: nucleus; transcription regulator complex. The transcript is spliced from 13 exons. The record is from RefSeq and is a predicted model, not a curated record. Gene Ontology annotation, molecular function: RNA polymerase II transcription regulatory region sequence-specific DNA binding; DNA-binding transcription factor activity, RNA polymerase II-specific. Bases 466 to 1809 code for a protein of 447 amino acids. NCBI's taxonomy places the organism in Eukaryota, Metazoa, Chordata, Mammalia, Artiodactyla, Hippopotamidae. Gene Ontology annotation, biological process: regulation of transcription by RNA polymerase II; regulation of cell cycle.
CUCGCGCGGGGGAAGCGGGGCCGGGGCCGGGGCCGUGGCCGGGCCGGGCGAGGGCGGACGGAGCCGCCAGCGAUCUCGGCUGUAGCCGGCGGCGCUGCUCGGAACGCGGGGCGCGCCCUGACCCUUCCUCUUCGGGCAGGCUCGAGGGCGCGCGCGCGCGCGGUCGGCGUCCCGGGGCCUCGAACUCCAGGGCCUCUCCUGGGCAGGCCGCGGAUCGCCCACCCUGCCCCGCGAGUGAGUCUGUCCGGGGACCCGGCCGCCGCCAAGCGCGGGCGCCACUGGAGCGGCGGCGCCCGGAGACGCGCCCCGGGCUCAAAGGACAGCCCUGCGCGGACGCCUCGUUCUCUGCAGCCCAGCGGCGGAUGUUCUUUUAAAGAAUUAUUGAAGACGGAGUUUUUUUUCUAUUUUUAUUUUUUGUUUGUUUUUUAAUGGCUUUACAGAAUUUUAAAUUGAAUACAAUUUGACAUGACGGCAAAAAAUGUUGGUUUGGCUUCUACAAAUGCAGAACUAAGAGGAUUUAUAGAUCAGAAUCUCAGUCCAACCAAAGGUAACGUUUCAUUUGUGGCAUUUCCAGUUUCCAGCACCAACUCACCAACAAAGAUUUUACCAAAAACCUUAGGACCAAUAAAUGUGAAUGUUGGACCCCAAAUGAUUAUAAGCACACCACAGAGACUAGCCAGUUCAGGAAGUGUUCUGAUUGGGAGUCCAUAUACCCCUGCACCAGCAAUGGUUACUCAGACACACAUCGCAGAAGCUACUGGCUGGGUCCCUGGUGAUAGAAAACGGGCUAGAGAAUUCAUAGACUCUGAUUUUUCAGAAAGCAAGCGAAGCAAAAAAGGAGAUAAAAAUGGAAAAGGCUUGAGGCAUUUUUCAAUGAAAGUGUGUGAGAAAGUUCAGCGGAAAGGUACAACGUCAUAUAAUGAAGUCGCUGAUGAGCUGGUGUCCGAGUUCACCAAUUCAAAUAACCAUCUGGCAGCUGAUUCGCAGGCUUAUGACCAGAAGAACAUUAGGCGAAGAGUUUAUGAUGCUUUAAAUGUGCUAAUGGCAAUGAACAUAAUUUCAAAGGAAAAAAAAGAAAUCAAGUGGAUCGGCUUGCCUACCAAUUCUGCUCAGGAAUGUCAAAACCUGGAGAUAGAGAAGCAGAGGCGGAUAGAACGGAUAAAGCAGAAGCGGGCCCAGCUUCAAGAACUUCUCCUGCAGCAAAUCGCUUUCAAAAACCUGGUGCAGAGAAAUCGGCAAAAUGAACAGCAGAACCAGGGCCCUCCAGCUCUGAACUCCACCAUUCAGCUGCCAUUUAUAAUCAUCAAUACAAGCAGAAAAACCGUCAUAGAUUGCAGCAUCUCCAGUGACAAGUUUGAAUAUCUUUUUAAUUUUGACAACACCUUUGAGAUUCAUGAUGACAUAGAAGUGCUGAAGCGGAUGGGAAUGUCCUUUGGCCUAGAGUCAGGCAAGUGUUCCCUGGAGGAUCUGAAACUUGCUAAAUCACUGGUGCCAAAGGCUUUAGAAGGUUAUAUCACAGAUAUCUCCACAGGACCGUCUUGGUUAAAUCAGGGACUGCUUUUGAACUCUGCCCAGUCAGUUUCAAAUUUAGACCUGACCACUGGUGCCACCUUGUCCCAAUCAAGUGUAAACCAAGGGUUGUGCUUGGAUGCUGAAGUGGCCUUAGCAACGGGGCAGUUCCCUGCCCCAAACAGUCACCAGUCCAGCAGUGCGGCCUCUCACUGCUCUGAGUCCCGAGGCGAGACCCCCUGUUCGUUCAACGACGAAGACGAGGACGAGGACGAGGAGGAUUCCUCCUCCCCAGAAUAAAGACAGGCGCAAACCCGCGUUUUACUGUUUGAUGCUCA